Messenger RNA from Dovyalis caffra, 1077 nucleotides. The record is from the annotation of a GenBank genome assembly. Lineage: Eukaryota; Viridiplantae; Streptophyta; Magnoliopsida; Malpighiales; Salicaceae.
AUGGAGCUUAGCUUGGAUUUGAGUUUGGUUUAUGUACCAAAAACAAUAAGUGAAUGUCUUAAAGAGGUUUCAAUGGUUAAAGAUAGUCGCCAAAAGUUACCAAAGCUUGAUGAUUAUGUCAAGAGAUUAGAAGAUGAAAGGAGAAAGAUUGAUGCUUUUAAAAGGGAACUCCCUCUUUGCAUGCUUCUCUUGAAUGAAGCUAUUGUGAGAUUAAAGGAGGAGGCAAUGCAGUGCCAAGAAUCGAAUGAUUUGGCACCAUUGAAAGGGAAUUCUAAUGAAGAUGGAAAUGAUAAAAAGAACUGGAUGAGCUCUGUCCAGCUUUGGAACAAUAACAAUAACAUCAACCUGGAUCGCUCAGAGCAGGACUCAAAAUCAGAACCAAAACAGAAAAGUGAAGAAGAUGAUGAUAGGUCUACUUGUGAGAACCCGAUUCAGUUAGGUAAUCAUAGCAACAAGGGAGGGGCUUUUGUGCCUUUCAAGGCACUUUCUAGUUUCGAAGAGAGUAAGAGGAUGGAAGAGAAGGAGGUUGUUUCACAAGCUACAGGACUUUCUCUUAUGACUUCAGCACCUGAAUUGAGUUCCUGCAAUUUGAUACCAAAGAGCAACAAUUGUAGCAAUCAAAUGAAGGUACAGAGUAAAUCACAACAGCAGGCUUACAGGAAGCAGCGACGGUGCUGGUCACCGGAGCUUCACCGGCGCUUUGUUGAUGCCCUUCAACAACUUGGGGGAUAUCAAGUGGCCACUCCUAAACAGAUCAGAGAGCUCAUGCAAGUGGAUGGCCUCACAAAUGAUGAAGUUAAAAGUCACUUGCAAAAAUACAGGCUUCAUCUCCGUAAAGUCCCGGCAUCUUCAGCUACCCCAGCAAAUGACUUAUGGAAUUCUCAAGAUCAAUGCAAGGACCCUUUCACGUGUAACGUUUCACAGUCUAAUUCUCCGAAAGGACCCCUCUGUGCAAGUGGUUCUGCCAAAGCUACCUCUAAUACUGGAGGAGAUAGCAUGGAAGCAGAAGAUGAUGACAAAUCCGAGAGUCAUAGUUGGAAUGGUGUACUUCACAAUCCAGGAGAAGUUCAUGUAUAG